Molecule: messenger RNA, 980 nt
Organism: Octodon degus (degu)
Lineage: Eukaryota; Metazoa; Chordata; Mammalia; Rodentia; Octodontidae
Gene: Tmem134
Product: transmembrane protein 134
Exons: 7
Coding region: 58-714 (218 amino acids)
Source: RefSeq, a predicted model, not a curated record
GGGGUCGCGGCAGUGAGCAGAUGGCGGCGGAGCAGGGCGCCUGAACGGGCGGGGGCCAUGAGCGCCGCCCGGUCCCAGUUCAGCAUUGAUGAUGCCUUUGAGCUGUCCCUGGAGGACGCAGGUCCUGGGCCUGAGUCCAGCGGUGUCGCCCGCUUUGGGCCGCUGCACUUCGAGCGCCGGCCCCGGUUCGAGGCGGCCGACGAAGACAAGCAGUCCCGGCUGCGCUAUCAGAACCUGCAAAAUGAUGAAGAUGUAGCCCAGCCUUCUCCGGAACCAGAUGGGGGAGUCAGCACCAGGACUCCUGUCUCAAAGGGAUCCCCUGCCUUGCUUUCUCCUGCCCCUUACCGGGCUCUAUCCUGCAGGGACUCUGCCCGAACAUCCAUCCGCAGCUCCCAGUGGUCUUUUAGUACCAUCAGCGGCACCACACAGCGCUCCUACAAUGCCUGCUGCAGCUGGACCCAACACCCCCUAAUCCAGAAGAACUGCCGAGUGGUGUUGGCCUCCUUCCUGCUCUUGCUUCUGGGGCUGGUGCUGAUCCUGGUCGGCGUGGGACUGGAGGUGGCCCCCUCUCCAGCAGGUGUCUCCAGUGCCAUCUUCUUCGUGCCGGGCUUCCUGUUGCUGAUCCCGGGAGUCUACCACGUGAUCUUCAUCUACUGCGCUGUCAAGGGCCACCGGGGUUUCCAGUUCUUCUACCUGCCCUACUUCGAAAAGUGAGCGAAGGCCGGAUAUCUCGAUGCAAACCGCAGGACACUGCUUCACCUCCACAGGGCGCUCGUCAGACCCAAGACCUGUUCAGCUCACCCCAUCUCUAGGGAGAAGAUCGUCCUGGACUGUUGAAGCGCCCAGCCCCCUCAGGAAUUUGCUUCGAAGUUUGGGGCGCAGACACCAGCUGGGAACACCCACCUUGCCUGCUCUGUGUCUUAAGUUAUUUUCAGGCUUUGGGGCAAUUGGGUUGAUGUUAUUUUGUGCUAGUAAAAGGA